UGGAGUUCCCGGCUGUCUUUUGUGUGCUGCUGGAGAAAGGAUUACCUAAAUAAUAACUGACAGCUGUGGGCUCGAUUCCAGCCAACAGGGUCUGUACCAGCUGUUGUAGCUACCAAAGAAGAUAAUAGACAGACUUGGCGCAAUUCUUUGUGUUUAUUGGCUGCUUGAACUUUGUCCGUGGUCAUUCCUAAUGAUUGACAAGAAAUUUGCACUUCUAGCCAGUUUUACAGUCGGUUGUGACGUAUGUGCAGUUUUAGAGUAUUUGAACGUUAUUUUACCCAUGUUGUCUGCAUUGAAAUCGCAACUUGGUGUUUGCAUCCUUUCCCGAACAUCUUAUGUGGUAAAGAAAAGAUUUUAUGGUAGUGGACGAACGGAAUGACUGGGGUGUGCUGAGCCAAUGAGGUUCUCCGACUGACACCUAACAACAACAACGUACUAACAGCUGUUCUCAUAAACCCACAGGGUGAAUGGAUAAGCUGACUGUAAACAUGGCGGCAGAGGACCAGGUACCUGGGGAAACAGCCACAGUGACGGCCUUCUCUGUAGUGGACUCCUCUCGCCUUUCAACAUUCGUCAUCUCUAUCCUCCUCAUAGUUUAUGGAAGCUUUAGAUCCCUGAACCUAGAGCAGGAGCGAAUGGAGCGAGAGAAGGAGAAAGAUGGCUAUCCAGCUCAGAAUGGAGCCACACCUCCAACUGAAGCUGACUCAACUGACAUGCAGACGAUAAACUCCUGUCAGGCAAUGUUCCUCCCAAUCGGUGCAUCUGUAUCCCUGCUAGUCAUGUUCCUCUUCUUUGACUCUCUCCAGAUGAUAUUUGCUAUAUGUACUGCAGUGCUGGCCACAGUGGCAUUUGCUUUCCUGCUCCUCCCCAUGUGCCAAUACUUAAUCCGACCCUGUACCACCGGGCAAAAAAUUUCCUUCGGUGUUUGUGGCCGUUUCACAGCAGCUGAAAUUCUUUCAUUCUGUAUGUCCUUUCUCAUUGUGUGCGUGUGGGUGCUAACAGGCCAUUGGCUGCUAAUGGAUGCUCUGGGCAUGGGCCUAUGUGUGGCGUUCAUCGCGUUAGUGCGGCUACCCAGCCUCAAGGUUUCCACCCUGCUGCUGGUGGGACUGCUGGUCUAUGAUGUCUUCUGGGUGUUUUUCUCAUCAUACAUAUUUAGUGCCAACGUAAUGGUCAAGGUGGCCACAAGGCCAGCAGAGAAUCCUGUUGGGAUUUUUGCUAAAAAGUUGCACUUGACUGGUCUGGUAAAGGAUGCUCCCAAGCUCUCACUACCUGGCAAGCUGGUGUUCCCGAGCAUGCAGAACUCCAGUCAUUUUUCCAUGUUAGGGUUAGGAGAUAUAGUUAUGCCGGGGUUGUUGUUAUGUUUUGUGCUACGCUACGACGCCUACAAGAGAGCACAGUUAGUCGGCAACGCAGAAACAGGAGUUCCCCCACCUCCAAAUUAUGUACAGCGAAUCACAUACUUCCAUUGCUCACUUGUAGGAUAUUUUUUAGGUUUGUUGACGGCCACUGUUUCCUCAGAAGUGUUCCGGGCGGCCCAGCCUGCUCUACUCUAUCUUGUACCCUUCACAUUGCUGCCCCUGCUUACUAUGGCGUACCUCAAGGGUGACUUGCGAAGAAUGUGGCAUGAACCGUUCAUCCAGGCAGGAGCCCCAGCCAAGUUCAUGGAAGUCUGACCCUCUGCUAGAAGCCUGAUGGCCUACUGGAUGUCUGACUGCCUGCCUGCCUGCCAUCUGGCAGCUAGAAGCAUAACCACCUGUUGGUGACAUGAGUGAAAGGUGAAAUAUUUGUGACAAGUAAGCGAAUCAGAAGCGGAGAAUAACAGCAUUUGUUUUUUGUGCCCAGAAAUGAAGGAAUUUAAAUUGAAUUCAGGUAUUGGAGGAUAUCAAGGAAAUUGUGUGAUGCUGAAGUCUUUCCGUGGCUAAUUGUGAAACAUUUAUAAAGACGUACAAUGUGUAUGGAGUGAAGGACACAGAGUUUCAGCUUGUCCGUAUUUCCUGUGCUGGGUGUUCGUGGACCUCAUAGGUCAGUGACUCAAGAAGCAGGGUAUUACAAGGGUGAGUUUGUGAAGGGUGAACAACCUCCCUGAUUGCACAACGAAAGAAAACAUUAAAACCCGUGCAACAGGAAAGACUUUUACUGACUUUUUGGUCAUAUGAUCAGCCCUUCAGUAAGAUUAUUUCUGAUUGGGUAGAUGCUUCCAUAUUGUGGCCAUAACACGUUUUAUACACCAGUGGUCAAACUUCCACUUGUCAUUUCCGUGUAUUACUUAUUUUAUGUCCAAGAAAUUUUACGUUUCAUUUGGAAGUUUAACGUUUUUUAAGAAGACAUGGAAGUUUAUCAGGCUGGAUUGUCACCUUGUGCUUUAUGUGGUGGAUUUUUGCUUCCUUACCAGAAAGUGGACUCUUGGUCUGGGAUGCAUGUGUGAAAAAUCUACCAACUCCAUCAGUGUGUAAGUAAAGAUUGUGAAGUGUGAAAAAGAACAUUACCUUAUCCCUCAGAGAAAGGUUACCAUGGUUGAUCAACAAUUUGUCUGGAGGUCAGCUGGUUUUGAAUGACCAUAUAAGGAGGAGAUGGGGAAUUCCCAGGAGAAUCUUUCAGAAUGUAAAUGCUGAGUGUACUGUUGGUUAGAAUGCUUGGAGAUGGGCAGAGGAAACACCCGUUUCAUCCAAGUCAGUGUGGAUUCAGUACAAAAGUGUAUACAUGUACACUAACAACUGAGUGUGUUUUGGACUGUUGUUUCAUGAAAAAGGUGUUACGGUGCUUUUAUUUGUUUCACUUGUACAAAGUUUACAAGUUGUGAAAAAUUCCAUGUGUUUUAAACCAGUUGGAGGUGCACAUAGUGGUACAUUAUGUAAAUGGGAGUUUUGAAGAAAUCUGACCAUCUGAAAUGACAAAGUGAAAUUUUUUUUUUUUAUUUUUGGAUUUUGAAGAAACGAUGAUCUUGGUCUGUUGAACAUCAACCUGUACAUGUCCAGGGUAAGACGUGUCCUUCUUCCACAACUCUACUGAUCUCAGCACUACUCCCACACAUCAAACAGGGGCCCUGUCCCACCCUGUUCUUACUCUCUAGGUCGAAAGAAGUGGGUUUAACAGCGCUUGACCUCAUUCAUUUGGAUGGGAGGACAAGAGCUUGCUUCUUGUGACUUCGUCUUCCUGAAGGAACACAUCCUAUGUAGAAGUAACCGAGCAGGAUGCUCGACCAUCCAACUGUAGAAAGUUUGACCAGCCACUGCAGGAUGUUUGACAAGGCACUGCAGAAUGUUCGACAAGACACUGCAGGAUGUUUGACCAGCCACUGCAGGAUGUUCGACCAGCCACCGCACGAUGUUCGACCAGCCACCGCAGGAUGGUUAACGGGGCACUGCAAGAUGUUCGACCAGCCACGGCAGGAUGGUUAACGGGGCACUGCAAGAUGUUCGACCAGCCACCCCAGGAUGGUUAACGGGGCACUGCACGAUGUUCGACCAGCCACGGCAGGUUGCAUAAUGAAAUGUACAUACAGAGCACAAAACACAAGGUGGACGAGUAUUAUGGGAUAGUGGAAGUUCACAUGUAUUAGGCAGUGUGGAGACAUUUUUUGUGCUGUGUUUAUAUUGUGGACUUCAUUCUGCCAGGUUUCUGUUUUAUAUGGCCAGAACAAAGACAAUCUUAUUUAUGUUUUAUUUAUUCAUGAAUGCCUCACUCCAUUGAAAGCUUUUGGAGGUUGGAUGAAUGGAUGUACAUGUACUUGGGAGUUGCUAUCCUGUAUCAUGCGAGUAUGUAUAAAAUUGGUUUAUCAAGGACAAGUGUGAUUUGUCGAUUUUGUCUUCACAUGACUUUUCACUCCUCUGUUUAUAUCAUUUACAUGUACUUUAUCUACUCUCUUUGAAACAUAUUUAUAUGAAUUUUAUAGGCUUUAAAAAUGAUUGUAUAGGUCAAUGUUUUAUUUUUGUGUAGGUAUGUAAAAGGUUGUAGUUUUUAAUUCAUGGUUUAUAUAGGAGCGUGCUAUAGUGAAAAAAAAUUCUUUCUGAAAAAACUCCAUCUUCUGGACAAAUUUAAACAAAUUUGUUGUGGGUUUUGGUACUUCGAUAGUUGUAAUCUGUGAGAGAGCUGAUCUUCCAGCAUGUGUGUUCUAGCCUGUGACUUUAGUAAAAAAUAUGUGGUCUUCUGUAAAAUCGUUCGUUAAAGUCAUACUUUCUUUACGCUGGGUUUUAUAAAGUGACAGAAUGUCAGAUUUUAUUGCUUUGUCUUCAGUCUUAGAGAUCAGGCAAAAAGAGUUAUUUUUAGUUUUGUUAGGAAUACGGCAUACAUAUGUGCAAGUGAAGUUGAAAUGUGUACAGUGGAUAUGAUACGUUAGUUUUAACCUUUCGAGAAAUCUUCCAUCCUUGUGAUCAGUAAGAUAUAUAUCUACAUGUAAGAUUAUAUGGAACUUGUACAGAAGUUAAUAUUAAUCACUCUCCGGUCGUACAUGGGAAGGUCUGUCAGCAACCUGCGGAUGGUCAUGGGUU
Messenger RNA from Liolophura sinensis, 4487 nucleotides. RefSeq names its product signal peptide peptidase-like 3. The record is from RefSeq and is a predicted model, not a curated record. Gene Ontology annotation, cellular component: lumenal side of endoplasmic reticulum membrane; cytoplasmic side of endoplasmic reticulum membrane; Golgi-associated vesicle membrane. Lineage: Eukaryota; Metazoa; Mollusca; Polyplacophora; Chitonida; Chitonidae. The transcript has 14 exons. Bases 468 to 1673 code for a protein of 401 amino acids. Gene Ontology annotation, biological process: membrane protein proteolysis. Gene Ontology annotation, molecular function: aspartic endopeptidase activity, intramembrane cleaving.